UCCACCUUUUUCUAACCUUAAAUCACUCUUCCUCUUCACUCUCUUCACCAUGUCUCACUGUUCUUACUGCUACUGCAUUAUACCCCACCAAUUUCUCUUUCUCCUUCCAUCUUCUUCCAAAAAAUGCCCAGAAAAGCAUCACCCUUUUUCCACAAACUCUCCCUUCGUCUCCUCAGACUCUCUCUUCUCCUCCACAGAUUAAGAAAACCCAUAUUCCCAAAGCUCCUCAAGAGGUUCAAGAAGUGUCAGGAGUUGAAGCUCCUCAAACACUCUGACUAUGGAGACUACCAGUUCUCCGCCUCGACCACUCCCCUCAUUCCUCGGUACCGUCGAAACCAAUUCAAGAACAGUGUCCAACCAGGUCUGUGUUCUUUCUUGUAUCUGUUUUGGUGCCUGGGGAACUUCAACGUAGAACGAAGUGGGGAGCGCCAGCUGGCACUGGAACCAUUCGAAAUUGGAGAUGAAACAAGCCUAGCCCAGGAUUUGUUCGAGUGUGGUUCAGGGGAUGACGAAGGUGAAUCCGUUGAUCAGAAGGCUGAGAAGUUCAUCCAGAAUUUCUACCACCAGAUGAGAAUGCAGAGGCAGGAAUCGCUCUAGCUCUUCAGAUUCAUUUUAUAUUUUUUCAAUUCAUUUCCUUUCUCAAUUGUUUUAUUCAAUCUUUGCAUUUCGCCUUGGUUUUCCUUAAUUUAAUUUUCAACCAGGAGAGUAAUGGAUUGCUUUCUUGCUUGAUGGUUUACAAUAAAUGCUUUACAUUGUUAAAUAUCUCUUGGCUUAAUGAUAGGCAUUUUUUAUUUUUUUCAUUAUAAAUGAGUUGUGAUGCUUGGUGUAAUGAAGAUUUUACUAAUUUUUUCUGGUUUAGAUGAAGAUUGUAUCACAGACCAUUAUUUCGUCUGAGAUCUUGUGA
Vigna unguiculata (cowpea) is the source of this 904-nucleotide messenger RNA. RefSeq names its product cotton fiber protein. The record is from RefSeq and is a predicted model, not a curated record. Lineage: Eukaryota; Viridiplantae; Streptophyta; Magnoliopsida; Fabales; Fabaceae.